Messenger RNA from Colletotrichum siamense, 1530 nucleotides. RefSeq lists its product as uncharacterized. The record is from RefSeq and is a predicted model, not a curated record. The transcript has a single exon. Lineage: Eukaryota; Fungi; Ascomycota; Sordariomycetes; Glomerellales; Glomerellaceae. Bases 1 to 1530 code for a protein of 509 amino acids.
AUGGAGAGCUUUUACGAAAGCCUUAAUUGCAGACCGUUGGGCAGGCCCAGCGAUACAUCUCAGAACAAGCCGCCGCCGAGAGAGCCACAGUUCCGAGCGCCUCCUCCAGCGCGAAAAGUCCCGGAGCCAGAGCCAGAGCUAGAGCCGGAGCCAGAGCUAGAGCCGGAGCCGGAACCAGAGCCAGAGACCAGAGAGCCGCAGCAGAAACCGAAUAACACAGUCCUCUCGCCGCCGUCACCUCCAAGCAUUGCGCCUCUGCUGGCUGGCCUAUGGAAGAUUUGUGUGAGCGUCUGCGUCUCGGGUCCGUGGAAGAUUUGUGUCACCAUCUACGUCUGGGGUCCGUGGAUUUGUUACGGCGGUAUCGUCCUUUCCGCUCUCGCGCUUGUCGCCUGGUUCUUUCAAAAGCUUGGCCCCAUCAUCUUUUUCAUCGUCGAAAACGUGUCUUGGUUACUGGCGGUCAGCUCCGCCGCCGCCACCUGGACCUUCUCGGGACUCCCGGCGCUCCCGACGCUCCCGUCCCUGCCUAGUUUCCUCUCCUCUUCUCCCUCCUCAGCCCCCAAAACCAACGACCCGCCGGGAAUCCGCCUUACGGACAACUCGACGCGAGUGCUCCAGGUGCCCAUGGUCCUCGGGGUUGUGGUCUCCGGCACCGGGGUGAGCUUCGAGGUGUCCACGAGCCAUGCCACGUUCCUCAUCGACACGUUGUCCGACGAGCUGUUUGGGCAGGAAAAGCCCAUGCUCACCUUCGAAGUUCAGAAGGUCUCGGGCUCGUGGGGCUCUGCCCAGAACCAGUGGAUGGACACGAAGCGCACGUGGGAGGCGGAGAUGGCGGGCUUCUUCUUCAACGUCUCGUGGGAGUCGGACCAACUGGCUGCCCUCGCCGACAUGUGGGACAAGGCGGAUGAGCAGGCGGCCCGCGACAGCCUCGAGGAGGAUUCCGCGACAACGCCGGCCGCGAUCUUGCUAAAGGUUCGACGGUGGUUCCGCCACGCCGAACCCGGGAAGACCAGACCGCGGUCUGUCAAGGUGCAUCAGAGUGUCGGCCGGCUCCGCGGGGCUGUGGAGCGGCAGGUUGGCAUCAUCGCCUUGAUCCUCAGGGACCUGCAAGAGAUACACGGCCACAUGAGCGAGAGCCGGUCCAUAUCCUGCGGCGCAGGCAAUUUCCUUCAAUCGAGGCAGCAGACAGGGGAGACAACGGGCGUCAACGCUUUGAGCGAUGGUGUGUCUCUGAGCCAUGCGUCGGAUUCCAUGUAUGCCUUUUGCAAGAUCAUAGAGACUUGCCUCAUCGAGAUUGAUGCCCUCAUGUCCAAGGCCAGCGAGGACGUGGACCUCCUGCAGAAGGUUGGCUGGAGGCUGUCGAAGGGAUUGGGCAGCUUGGUCAUUUCCAUGGCCGCCAAGGAAGGCAGGCUUGUGCAGGAUGGCGACGAGCAUGCGGAAUCCGAAAGGCUCGUGCGGAACGACGUGGUGAAGAUGGUCCGGGAUGUCAAGGGCCAGAUUGCGGGCCACUUUGCGGUCCAGUACAACUUGUAG